Sparassis crispa is the source of this 483-nucleotide messenger RNA. RefSeq lists its product as hypothetical. Lineage: Eukaryota; Fungi; Basidiomycota; Agaricomycetes; Polyporales; Sparassidaceae. The record is from RefSeq and is a predicted model, not a curated record. The transcript has 4 exons. The coding region runs from base 1 to 483 and encodes 160 amino acids.
AUGGGAAUGCCUUUCUUGCGCCUCUUAACACCGUCCAUUACUCCCGUCGUCCGCAAGCCGAUCAAACAGCACGACAGUAGAUCCAUGGCGAACACCAAUCCGAGAAAUUGGACAACGGCGAACCAGCCUAUGACCCAGAAGCAAGCUGCCUGCAUCGCCAGAUUGGCGUUUUACCAACACAUCAAUAUGAACAUAGCGCAUUUGCGACACAGGAUCUCCAAGGCAGAUGCGAGCGAGCUAAUAACGAUGAUAAAUGCUGGUCGGGUGCCGUCUCAGCAGCAUCUGCUUGCGCUUGGACAGCAACAAAUUAUUCACCCGCAAGAUCCAUUCACUCUGGGGCAUGCGAACAAUCUCGCUACCCACGGUCAGAGAACGUACUUGACCGAGUUGUUGACAGAGCGUGGCAUGGUUGUCCACAUCAGAGAUGAUCUGACAGUCGCAGAGGCUUCGGUUGUCAUCGCAGCGUUGAGGAAGUUUUUUUGA